UCUUCCACUACUCUCUACAAAUGCAUGUUGAACCAGAUUGUAUUUUUUUUUUCAAGAUUGCAAAGACUUUGACAACUUCUUGUUGGCACUUUUUCUUGCAUUAAAAGUUGUAAUGGAAAGAUAUGAGAUAGUGAAAGACAUAGGAUCUGGGAAUUUUGGAGUUGCGAAGCUUGUUAAAGACAAGUCUUCCGGUGAGCUUUUCGCUGUCAAAUACAUCGACAGAGGCCAAAAGAUUGAUGAACAUGUAGAAAGAGAGAUUUUGAACCACAGGUCACUCAAACACCCUAAUAUAAUUCGAUUCAAAGAGGUGUUACUAACAGAGACUCAUCUCGCCAUAGUCAUGGAGUAUGCCGCCGGUGGAGAGCUUUUCGAGAGAAUAUGUACGGCCGGUAGAUUCAGUGAGGAUGAGGCAAGAUUUUAUUUCCGGCAACUCAUAUCAGGAGUCAGCUACUGCCAUUCAAUGAAAAUUUGUCAUAGAGAUCUGAAGCUCGAGAACACGCUCUUGGACGAGAGCUCUACUACAACCCACCUUAAAAUCUGCGACUUCGGAUAUUCUAAGUCGUCGGUGUUACAUUCCCAGCCCAAAUCAACAGUUGGGACGCCUGCAUAUAUCGCACCAGAAGUCUUGUCCAAAAAAGAGUAUGAUGGCAAGAUUGCAGAUGUUUGGUCUUGUGGGGUUACAUUAUAUGUCAUGCUGGUUGGUGCUUAUCCUUUUGAAGAUCCGGAUGAUCCAAGAAACUUCAGAAAAACACUAACUCGGAUACUUGGCGUGCAAUACUCCAUUCCAGACUAUGUUCGAGUUUCCAUGGACUGCAAACAUCUUCUAUCUCGGAUAUUCGUAGAUAGCCCAGAAAAGAGAAUAACAAUUGCGGAAAUAAAGAAGCAUCCAUGGUUCAUGAAGAACAUGCCGGCUGAGUUUACAGAUGAGGAAGAGUCUGGUGUAGAAGUCAUGAAGGCGAAUACAGAGUUGCAAAGUAUCGAACAAGUAAUAUCGAUAAUACAAGAGGCGAGAAAAGGUGGAAUGAGUGGCAAACAGGAGGGCCAAUUUGUAGGAGGGAGUGUGGAUCUUGAUGAUGAAAUAGAUAGUAAUGAUGAGCUUGAAGAUGAUGAUGAUGUCGAUACAAGUGGGGAUUUUGUUUGUGCAAUGUAAAUGUUUGUUGGUUUUUUGUCUACACAACCCAAGUAAAUUGUGUUUGCGUUUGUGUUUUUUCAUUGUAAAAACGAUUAAAUGUAGUAUUAAGGAAAUACUAAUUAUUGUAAUAUUAAUUAUUGCUCUGUA
This is a messenger RNA of Lactuca sativa (garden lettuce), 1279 nucleotides long. Its product is annotated as serine/threonine-protein kinase SAPK2. NCBI's taxonomy places the organism in Eukaryota, Viridiplantae, Streptophyta, Magnoliopsida, Asterales, Asteraceae. Gene Ontology annotation, molecular function: ATP binding; protein serine/threonine kinase activity. Gene Ontology annotation, biological process: protein phosphorylation. The record is from RefSeq and is a predicted model, not a curated record.